AUGUGCAGUGAAUCUAAAGAAUAUUCUUUUGAAACAAAUACAAAAUCCGAAUUUAGAGCAUUUGGUGAUGAUUUUAUGGUUCAGACUGGAGAUCCGACUGCAAGCGGGAAAGGUGGGGAAUCAAUUUAUGGUAUAUUAUACGGUCCUUCACGAAAAUAUUUUCCAGCAGAAAUUCAUCCCAAAUUAAAACAUAAAAACAUUGGAACGAUAUCAAUGGCUGUAGAUAGUAAUGGUACGGAAGGAGGAGGUGUAAGUGGAUCACAAUUUUUCAUUACAACAGGUGAAAAUUUAGAUUAUUUAGAUGGAAAAUAUACAGUAUUUGGAGAAGUUGCCGAAGGAUUUGAUACUUUAGAUAAAAUUAAUAAUGCAUAUUGUGAUGAAACCGGAAGACCUUAUAAAGAUAUUAGAAUUAAACAUACCAUUCUACUUGAUGAUCCAUUUCCGGAUCCUGAAGGUUUACAAGUUCCGGAUCAAAGUCCACAACCAACCAAAGAAAUGUUGGAAACUAUAAGAAUUGGGGAGGAUGAAAAUAUAGAACCAGAAUUACCACCGGAACAAAUGGAAAAAUUACAAAGACAAAAGGAAGCACAAGCACAAGCCUUAACAUUAGAAAUGAUUGGAGAUAUUCCUUUUGCAGAAGUGAAACCUCCAGAAAAUGUUUUGUUUGUUUGUAAACUUAAUCCUGUUACAGGAGAUGAAGAUUUAGAAUUAAUUUUUUCAAGAUUUGGAAUAAUUAAUAGUUGCGAAAUUAUUCGUGACAAAAAGACUAAUGAAUCAUUAUGUUACGCAUUCAUAGAAUUUGAGAAUAAAGAAGAUUGUGAAACAGCAUAUUUCAAAAUGAAUAAUGUUCUCGUAGACGAUCGACGUAUUAAGGUUGAUUUCUCACAAUCAGUUUCUAAACUACAUAAAGAUUGGAUUUAUUCUAAAAUGAAAAGAAGAGAAGGUGGUGGAUAUGGAGGAUCCGAAAAUUUAGAAAAGCGAACAAAAUAUCGGAUUGGAGAUGAUACACCAGUUGAUAAGUAUGAUCUUGUUUUUGAGCAUACAGGUGAUUAUGAUAAAGAAAAACAAAUACGUGAAAGUGAUUAUCAUGAUAGAAGUUACAUACGAAAGAGAUCUAGAUCAUCUAGUCCACGAAGAAAUAGAAAUUAUGAUCGAUAUGAACCAAAACAUGAUAGAUUCGAUUAUAGGAGUGAAAAAGGUCAUGGUAAAGAAUAUAUUCGACGUAGGUCCAGAUCAAGAUCACAUUCAAGAGAGAGAAAAAGAGGUUAUCAAUAA
Messenger RNA from Diversispora eburnea, 1275 nucleotides. NCBI's taxonomy places the organism in Eukaryota, Fungi, Glomeromycota, Glomeromycetes, Diversisporales, Diversisporaceae. The record is from the annotation of a GenBank genome assembly.